Vicia villosa (hairy vetch) is the source of this 1311-nucleotide messenger RNA. RefSeq lists its product as uncharacterized. The record is from RefSeq and is a predicted model, not a curated record. Lineage: Eukaryota; Viridiplantae; Streptophyta; Magnoliopsida; Fabales; Fabaceae. Gene Ontology annotation, molecular function: nucleic acid binding; RNA-DNA hybrid ribonuclease activity. The transcript has 2 exons. The coding region runs from base 1 to 1311 and encodes 436 amino acids.
AUGCUCACUGCACUUUCACGUUUCGUCGCGAAAUCCGCCCAGCACGCCCUCCCUUUCUUCAAACUGCUACGCAAAGAAGCAGCCUUCGAAUGGUCCGAAGAAUGCGAGCAAGCACUUGCACACCUUAAGCAAGUACUUUCCGAACCGCCCGUCCUUUCUCGACCAGACGACAACGAGCCUCUGUAUCUUUACCUAGCCGUUUCAAACGAGGCCGUCAGCGCGGCACUGAUCCGAGAAACCGUAGACGGACAAAAACCCGUGUACUUCACCAGCAAAGCUCUACAGGGACCCGAGGUGCGAUACCAACAGAUCGAGAAAGUCGCCAUGGCCCUGGUAAUAGCGGCCAGAAGGCUACGAUACUACUUCCUCGCCCACACAAUCUUUGUUCGGACGGACCAACCCAUCAAGCAACUCCUCAGCCGACCAGACAUGGCCGGCAGAAUGCUAAGGUGGUCCCUCGAGCUUUCAGAAUUCGACGUACAGUAUGAGAGCAGGAAGGCACUAAAAGCACAGGCACUGGCGGACUUCUUGGCCGAAAUGACCUCUAUCGUCGACUCGCCCGACGCAACUAAAGACAAGUGGACCAUCUACGUAGAUGGCGCGUCAAGCAGCUCGGGCAGCGGGGCAGGCAUUAUCUUGGAAAACGACGAAGGUCUUAUCAUAGAAGUAUCUUUAGUCCUCUCCUUCAACACGUCGAACAACCAGGCCGAGUAUGAAGCCCUCCUCGCGGGACUGAGACUCGCCGAGGACAUAGGGGCACGAGAGGUCAAGAUCUACACUGAUUCCCAACUCGUCGCAUCUCAUAUCAGCGGCGAAUACCAGGCCAAAAACGACGUACUUGCCGAAUAUCUCGCGCUCGUCAGAGAUAAGAUGAAAAAAAUCGCCAAAGUAGAAGUCGAGCAUAUCCCCCGAGAACACAACUCGCGCGCCGACAUACUGUCCAAACUUGCGAGCACGAGAAAGAAAGGGGGAAACAAAUCAGUUAUCCAAGAAAUUCUGCCCAGACCAAGUGUAGGCGAAAACGCGCGAGCUCUACAGAUAUUCGCCAUCGGGGACGACCAAUGCUGGAUGACCCCAGUGUACAACUUCCUCACAAAAGACGAGCUCCCCGCCGACACGAAAGAAGCCUCAACGAUUAAGAGACGAGCGUGCUCAUACACUAUCCUCGAAAACAAGCUGUACCGACGAGGUUUCUCCAUCCCCCUCCUUAAAUGCAUCGAUGCCUCGCAAGCACUAGAGGUACUCCAGGAGCUCCAUGAUGGAAUCAACGGCCAGCACCUCGGCCACAAAACAUUGGCACGUAGGCCAUAA